Messenger RNA from Biomphalaria glabrata, 4642 nucleotides. RefSeq names its product zinc finger protein 665-like. The transcript has 3 exons. Gene Ontology annotation, molecular function: RNA polymerase II cis-regulatory region sequence-specific DNA binding; DNA-binding transcription factor activity. The record is from RefSeq and is a predicted model, not a curated record. Gene Ontology annotation, biological process: regulation of transcription by RNA polymerase II. The coding region runs from base 517 to 3408 and encodes 963 amino acids. Lineage: Eukaryota; Metazoa; Mollusca; Gastropoda; Planorbidae.
AUGAGCAUUUUAUGAUGUCUUGUUGUGUAAACACUAAUAUAACCUGUCUUAUAGAUCUAGAAGUAUACUAGUCUAUGUAUAGAUCUAGAUCUAGACUAAAAUCUUUUUUUUUUUUAAAGUGCACAGUAAGACAAGAGACGGCACAAAGUUGAGACUGGAGUGAAGGGAGCAUCGACAAAUUCACUGUGACACUCAGUGUGACUCAGUCACACUCAUCACACUGACACUCAGACACUGUCAAUAAGUGUCAUCAUUCUCUGUGAGUGUGACUGUCACAGUCACUGUGACUCUCAGUAUCAGUCUGAGUCUCACUCCAUCACUCAGACAACUCACGACUAGACUAAUUUCUAAGCCACUAACUAUUAAAUUAAGCCUUCUACUCUAAGCCUGGCCAGAGUCAGUCAUUGCCGUCAUUGGAUUGAUACAGAGUUGAAGUAAUUGAUUUUGGUUAAAUUUAAAAUUCUUGCUGUUUUGGCUUUACAGAUUACAGAAUACUUGAUUUAAAAAACAAAAAACAUGGAUGAAAGCACUUGUCUUUCAUCUUGGCAAUCAUUUUACAGCUCGUUUCAAAAUUCUAAAAUACUUUUUUCACAAGCCAGUGAUGGCUGUGAGAUAGCACUAAGAAAUGCUGGAACUUCACUGUUAUUUGAUACAGGUGGAGAAUAUGCCAGAGAGCUCUUCAAGAACUGUGGUUUACUUGGCGGAGAUAUUGUCAAGCUAAACUAUAUUCUAUGGAAACUUGAGGAGGCCUCCUUACCCAAAGUCAUUGUCAUGUUUGAGAGGUUUAAACAAGAAGAGAAGCAUUAUGAGGUGAUGAAUCCUACCAUCGAGGUACUUUUUCAAGAUGUACCAUCAAAUUCAGAUGCCCUUUCGGUCAGUGCAGAUGCUAUCAAACUUGAGCCUGAGAGUAUAAUUUUAACAGAUCAGCACUAUGUCAUUAACAACUUUAACUAUCAAGGUGAUGAGGGCACACAUGUCAUUGUUCAUGAAGCCAUACCAGAAGCUAACAUCAGCAGUAAUUUUGACCAUAUUGAGUCAUCAGAGAAUAUCAAUAGCACACUUACUAAACCCAAAGUUAUAGUGAAAUCUGUUCAGAAUAAAAAUAAUAGGAUGAAUAGCCAUAAAUACCUUAAAGAAAAACCUCUCAAGCCAAAAUCAGUGUCUGUCAGACAUCUGGAGAGUCAAAAGAUACAUGUUUCAGAUAACUCUGGCUGCAGAAAAAGCUCAAGACAUGUAAAGAUAACUCCAAAGUUUUUGGACAUAAGCAAUGUUUUGAUGAGGUCAAUAAAGCCUGAAAUGAUAGAACCCCUUAAUGAAGAGGUGGUCCCGCCAGUUGUAGUUGAAAGUUCACAAGUUGAAGAACAAAGACGGGAAAUAAAAGUCGAGGAAGUAGAAAAUGAUGCCACUGAGGAAAUCGGGAAGACUUACCCCCAAGCCCCCUUAAUGUGCUCAGUUUGUAAAGACUCUUCUUUCAAGAAUCCGUUUGAACUUAAAUUACACUGGGCCGCUCAUGAAGAAAAUAGACAUCAGCCUAAGGGGAAACCAUUCAUUUGUGACAGGUGUGAUAAGAACUGGUCCACAUACUUGAGCCUAAAACUGCAUUACAGAAAGCACACCGGUGAAAAAAGAUUUAAAUGCUCAGAGUGUGGGAAAAGAUUUCGGCAUCCUUAUGCCCUAAGGGAGCACAAAACGGAACAUUUUCAGGACAGUAACAUGAAAUACUUAUGUAUAAUGUGUGGGAAAAGCUUUCAUGACAGGACUAAUUUAGAAAAUCACAUGUCUCAUCAUGUGAUGGACAGAGUGUCUUGUAAUAUUUGUGGGAAAUCUUUUGCCUCAUUUAGGAACCUUGAUAGCCAUAUGAAGAUUCAUAGCAAUGACAGGCCUUACCGAUGCAAGAUUUGUCCAAAGGCCUUUGUUAGCAUUUAUAAUCUGAAAGUUCACGAGACUAUUCAUACAGGGGAGAAAAAUUACAGCUGCGGCCAGUGUGGAAAAAGUUAUCGCCUCAAAACUGGAUUGGAAUACCACUUGAAGUCCCAUAAUCCAGACCAGCAGUACAAAUGUGAGAAAUGCCCUAAGACAUUCAUGGAUGCUCGUCAGCUUGAAAAGCACAUGGACAGGCACAUGGGGGUUAAGUUUUUCUCCUGUGAGUUGUGUGGUAAGCAGUUUCUCAGGGAAAAGGGCUAUGAGAACCACAAAAAGCUUCAUGACAAUAGCUCCAGCUAUGCCUGUGAAAUCUGUAACAAGCUCUUCCUGAACAAGUCAGUUCUCAAUGCUCAUCUUUCGGUUCACACAGGUGAAAAGCCACACAAGUGUGAGCACUGCGACAAGAGAUUUAGGCUUCAGCAGGGUCUGAUCAAUCACAUGAAGCGCCACAAUCCAAGCAACAUGUUUAAGUGUGACCAGUGUCCGAAAAUGUAUGUAGAGAAGCGAGCACUGGAGAUGCACCUGAUGUCACACAAAGGCGUCAAGCCCUUCACUUGCCAGCACUGUGGGAAGAACUUUCUCCGUGAACAAACGCUGACCAAACACCUAAACAUGCACACCCAUCCAGAUGCCCACCGCUGUGAUAUUUGCCUGAAAACAUUUGUUGACAAAUGGGGACUUAUAAAACACAGCAGCAUCCACACAGGGGAAAAACCUUUUGUGUGCAAUAUUUGCGGAAAAGGAUUCCGCAUUAAAAAGGGCCUGGAUGACCACAACAAAAUGCACAACAAAGAUCUUCAGUUUCAGUGCCCUAUAUGCCCCAAGUCUUUUGUAGAGAAAAGAGGCUUAGAAUACCAUCUUCGUGCCCACCGGGGAGAAAAAACCCAUGUCUGUGAGCUGUGUGGUGAAAGAUUUGUCAACCCCAAUUCACUAAAAGUGCACUAUCGCCGCCACACUGGUGAAAAGCCUUAUAAGUGCUCAUUUUGCCCCAAAUCUUUUAGCCAGCAGGGGACACUGAUUGCUCAUGAGCGUUACCACAAAGGAGAAAAGCCUUACCUCUGUGGGACUUGCGGGGAAGGCUUCACCACUAGGAGCCACCUGACCAUACAUGUGCGAAAACACACCAAUGACCGGCCUUACAAAUGUGACCAAUGUGACUAUGCAGGCACCACCAGAAGCCUGCUCAACAUCCACCUUCUGCGCCACUCCAGCAACAAGCCAUUCAAGUGCACUGUGUGCUCGGCAGCUUUUAAGCGCCAGCAUCACCUCGAUGGGCACCUCCGAAAGCACUCGGACAGGGAGCAAAUGUACCCUUGCUCAUUUUGUGAGCAUGUGUUCAUCUCAGAAGAGAAACUAAACAAGCACAUGAAGUGCCAUGAGAUAGUUGUGGUUUCCACAGUGACAGAGGAUGACAUAUUUCAUGUCAGCAAUACCAAUCGAGAUGAAGGUCCAGUUGAAGUGGCUUAUGACAUCAUUCUUUUAUAAUGAAAGAAAUAUCAAUUGAACAUUCUUUAUUACGGGAAGAGAAAGACUUGAAGCAAGCUCUCACUUAUCAGAAGGCAAGACCUGAACCAUUCUCCUAGAGUAAUUAUAAAUAUAUAUGUAUAUAUUAGAAUGGCAUCACUAGAACAAAUAAUGCUAUUCAACCCAAAAUUUUGCUCUCCUUCUAGCUAAGACUAGAAUUUACAUGGGGAAAUGACUAGCAUUUACAUGGGGACAUGGGUAAAAAAAAAUGGAAAAAAAAAAUUAUAGUUAUAUAAAUAUGAAAAUAAUCAAAACAGUUAUAUGUGUUUAUGUUCUGGUGGCUUCAUCAUUACAAGUAGCUCCCCUUUCAGACCUUGAGAUCUAUGGGGCAGAUGAUGUAGAGGUCAUCUGUUAACCUGGGUGUCAUGUGGCCAGCACAACAACUGCCUUUGUUUUUCCCCCGACUAAUGCUUGUUGGACUCAGAGGCGCACAAAGAUCCCAAUUAAUAAUCCCAGUUUUCGCCACGAUUCUAACAUGGGAAGAGGCCCUUCCGAAGCCAAGACAUUACACGACUUAAAGAGUGUUUGAUCUACAUCCAGCUUCAUUAGUUCUCCAUGAAUGCUCAGAACUGAGCUUAUCUUUACUCCCCCUUUCAGCUAGUAUAUAUAUACCAAUACACUGGUCAUGUGACAUCUAAGGUUGGAAUAUAAAUACAAAUGAAUAGAGGAAGAAUCUUCAUAAAUUGCUUGCUGGUAAUAUAAAUAUUAGUUAUUUAAGCAUGUGUAAAAUAAUUUGACUUGUUGGUGUAGUUGAAAUAUAAAAGAAAUCCUUAGGCUGUGUUGAUCACUAACUUAGAAUCAAAACAAAUAAUGCUUUAUGUUUGCUAACUCAGGUACAUAAAAGUGCCAUCAGGUGACUCUGCUCACAGUAGACUAGGAAUGCUCUUCCAAUGUGUAUUAAGUGUUCAAAAGUUAGAUCUAGUUUAGUCAUCUGUUGAGAGUAGUCCAAAUAUGUUGCCAACUGGUUUCAGUCCCCUAUUUGUUUUACUCCCAAUGUUAUGGUUAUAACAAACAUGUUAUAUCUCUUUAUCUAAAUCUUAUUUAAUGUAUUGUUCAUAUUUAUAUAUGACAUUUAAUUAGGUCAGCAAGAAAUGUUAUUUUUGUUUUAAAUGUAUUUAUUCUGUAAGAAAGUAUAUAUAUGUGUGCUGUUUUGUGUAAAUCUGUCUAUUCUAAAUAAAUGCAUUUGAACAUAUAA